Messenger RNA from Daldinia caldariorum, 1722 nucleotides. RefSeq names its product WD40 repeat-like protein. The coding region runs from base 1 to 1722 and encodes 573 amino acids. Gene Ontology annotation, molecular function: protein binding. The transcript is spliced from 2 exons. The record is from RefSeq and is a predicted model, not a curated record. Gene Ontology annotation, cellular component: mRNA cleavage and polyadenylation specificity factor complex. NCBI's taxonomy places the organism in Eukaryota, Fungi, Ascomycota, Sordariomycetes, Xylariales, Hypoxylaceae.
AUGCGCAAUCGUCAGCCGCGAUUUAAAGGCGCAUUUAGAGGCGAGGUCGAACGGCCUAGUGCUAGCUACAUUGUUGAUAUGCUCCCUCCCCUGGCGAGGGUUACCUAUCCUGCAGACUCUGUUCCUACAAAGCAUCUUCAUUCAUCUCUGAAUAAGAUUAAGCAUCCCGUCAAUGUUGUACGGUGGACUCCAGAAGGACGUCGACUGUUAACAGCGUCAAGUAGUGGCGAGUUUACUCUGUGGAAUGGCACUGGCUUUAACUUUGAGACUAUUAUGCAAGCUCACGAUGUUGCUAUCCGAGCUUUAGCUUACUCGCAUAGCGAUGACUGGCUGAUAUCCGCUGAUCACGACGGUAUUAUUAAGUACUGGCAGCCUAACUUCAACAACGUCCAAGUGAUCCAGGGCCAUCAUGACCCCAUCCGGGAUCUUGCUUUUAGCCCCAACGACUCUAAAUUUGUUACGGCAUCCGAUGAUUCCUCCCUCAAGAUCUUCGAUUUUGCUGGUGGUGUUGCCGAGUCGACACUGCAGGGCCACGGUUGGGACGCGAAAAGCUGCGACUGGCAUCCCACAAAAGGAUUGAUCGUUUCGGGAUCAAAGGACCACCUGGUCAAGCUCUGGGACCCUAGGACUCAACGUUGUCUAACUACGCUACAUGGCCAUAAAAAUACUAUUACUAAGACAUCAUUCGAACGUGUUAUGGGAUGGUGUCUCGCGACGUCAGCUCGAGAUCAAACGGCGAGGAUAUUUGAUAUACGGAUGAUGCGAGACAUCUGUCUUCUUAGGGGACACGAGAAGGAUAUAUCAACGCUUGCCUGGCAUCCGAUUCACUCGAAUCUGCUCAGUACCGGAGGUAAUGAAGGUUCUUUGUUCCACUACAUACUAGACGAGCCAAACACACCGGCAGGACAAGCCAUCAGCACAGCUGUUUACGAAAGUCCGGAUCCGUUGUCAGCACCUGCGCAAUCCAUAUACCCAACGCACAAGAUUCCUUACGCUCACGACUUCGCAAUAUGGUCCCUUGACUGGCACCCUCUUGGCCAUAUCUUAGCUUCUGGUUCAAAUGACCGUAUUACUCGGUUUUGGUCUCGCGCCCGGCCUGGCGAGGCUGACAUCUUCCAAGAUAGAUAUCACAUCGGCGAGGCGGCAGCGGAAGCUCAAGGUACCUGGGAUCGACGCGGUGGACGUCGUCAACGUCAAGAAGAAGAGGAACAGGAGCUAGAGGAUGAGGCAGAAGGGUUAGUGGACCAGAAGAUGCCGCUUAGACAACCAGUAUCUGCUUUCCCAGGCCUUCCAGGUCUCUCUUUACCCGCUGGUGGUAUACCUCCUCCACCUCCUCAAAUCCCAGGAGUUGGUGCUAUUCCUGCCCCAGCUACAGCACCGCCUCUACCGUUCCCUAUCCCUGGUGCGGUUGGUGCUCCACCUCCGCCGCUCCCAGGCGGCUUAGAUCCCAAUAAUCCAGCCGACUUUGCCAAGAUAGCAGAGAUGAUGCAGAAAGCCGGCUUGCCUCCCCCGCCGCCUCCCAAUAUGCUUCCACCGGGGUUAUUCCCACCUCCGAAUUUCCCAAUACCACCCGGAUUUCCACCUCCCCCCCCUUCUGCACAGGGAGGCGUUGAUAUGCAGGCUAGCGAUAGCAACAAUGGCCGGAGAAGAGCACCCCUCCCUAGUCAGGAAGAAAGUCUACGAAUGGAACAGAAGAAAGGGAAUUACACUCGAGUGCGUUAG